This is a messenger RNA of Oryzias latipes (Japanese medaka), 1940 nucleotides long. The record is from RefSeq and is a predicted model, not a curated record. Lineage: Eukaryota; Metazoa; Chordata; Actinopteri; Beloniformes; Adrianichthyidae.
UAUCCACGAGCCAAGGCAUACAUCCUACACACUGGUACCGGCUGGAGGGACGUGAGGGUGAGGAGUAAAAUCCUGAUAGUGAGACGUCAACUUUCAGGACUUCCUGUCUUUAAAAAAUCUUUCAACGAAAUAAUCUAGUGGUGGCAACUGAGCAGUUUAAUCUUCCUCUGGUCGACAAGAUGAAUGGAGAAAUGCCUGUCAAGGAGGAAGAGGAUGGCACAAACAACAUCCAGGCAGAUGAGUCCAGUGUGACAGAAGUUAAAGGCCUGGGAGAGACAGCAGAAGGUCAGGAGGUGACAGCUGUUGUGGAGAGAACUGAGGAAGAUAAAGUGGAGGAGGAGGCUGUUGUACAAAAGAUUAAUGGGGAAGAACCAAAUAACUCAGAGACGGUCCCACAGCAGACUGAAGGAGACACUGAACAAGACCACGAUAAGGCACUGACAAUUGUUGAUGGGGCAGAACCCAAAAUGGAACAAGCAGAUAAAGAUGUGAGAAAAGAGAAGGGGCAGGGAGAUGUGAAAGAAAGGCAGGUAGAGGAGGUCCAGGACCAGGUCAACAGGAAAGGAGAGGAUGAAGGGGGUAAGUGUGAGAUUAAAGCAAAAAACGAAGAGGCAAAAGACAAAAAAGAGGACGUGAAAGAUGUUAAAAAAGCAGAUAAGUCAGACAAAGGGAAGGGGAGGGAAGAAGAAAAACAAGGAAAACCAAAAAGAAAGACAGUUCCUAGCUCUCGACCCAGGUCCUCUGCACGCUCCAUCAGAGCAUCUGCAAAAAAUGACAUUAUAGCCAAGUUCCAACAAGGCGCACCAGAGACACCGAUACCUCGCAACUUCAGGAUUCAGAAGUCCUCCGGUGCUGCAGCAACAGGAGCCUCUAUAAAACAGAAGAUACUUCAGUGGUGUCGCAGCAAAACACGCAACUACAAGGAUGUCAACAUAGAAAACUUCUCAUCGUCCUGGUGUGAUGGGCUGGCGUUCUGUGCUCUGAUCCACCGUUUCUUUCCAGACGCUUUUGACUACAACUCCCUAACUCCACAGGAAAGGGAGAAAAACUUCACUUUGGCUUUUCAGACAGCAGAGUCUCUGGCUGACUGCUGCCCUCUUCUGGAAGUAGCUGACAUGAUCAUGAUGGGCAAAAGCCCAGACCCCAUGUGUGUCUUCACAUACGUCCAGUCCCUCUGUCACAGCCUCUCCAAAAUAGAGCAAGAAAGGAGGAGCAAAGAGAAAGAAAAAGUUGGAGAUGUGGACGAGGAGGCAGCCAACGAAGAAGAUGGAGCUGCAGACACAUCGGCCGAUAAAAGUGAGCCUGUUGACGGUCACAAAGAAACACAAGGAGAACCCGUACAGGCUGAGGAAGGUGGAGAAGAGAAGGGUGCAUGCAAACAGCUGUGAGGGGAAAGAAAAUGGAAAAGUUGGGGAAGAGUCCCUGACUGAAACUGACGGAAAACAAAACGACUGAAAAGACAAAAAGAAAGGCAAACACUUGGAGUGUCAGCUCAAAAACAUGGAGAUGUUCCUUUGUGUUGUAAUUCUUUUCACUGCUGUGCUGUGCAUUGCUACGUUACACAAAAAAAAAUGUUCAUAACCUAGAUUGAUGGGUGCUCAUGAAAAAUAAUAACAUGCUUCAUUAAAAUGUCUAACAAAAAUUAAUGUUUAAAUAUUGUCAUGCAGUAGACUGUCUUAAAAAGCUGUAUAAUUUGUUCAAUCUCCUAAAUCUCAUUGUAUUACAUAGGUACAAAAAAGACAAAUAAAAGUUCCAUCAAAUGAAAAACACGUCAUUUGUAACAAAACAAAAUGUAUUCUAUUGCUUUAUUGUAUAGGAAAAGGUAAUUUUUAGGGUGGUAUAAUUAAACAAAAUUAUCUGGAAUUGGUUGUUAUUGAGGAAGAAUAAACCAUUUUGAACAUUUUUAGUUGGCAAAACAUUAAAAGAGCUUGUGCAAUUUU